CCUUACGCCACAUAUUGAAUGUAUAGUUCGACUACUGUACCGUUUUAUAGGUUAUUCUGGAAGUGGUUUUUAGGGCACUGUAGGGGGGUGUAUCGGCUAUUAGCAGAUGGCCGUACCCGUUGUGCAUUGUUUUCAUUUUGCUUCUCAUUUGUCUUGUGUAAUUGGAUAGGGCAGUCCGUAGCCGUCUCUGUAUGCAUUUCUCUCUCUCACACACACACUCUCCGUCUCUCUCUCUCUCUCUCUCUCUCUGGUUUAUUGCCACUCUGACAUCAGGACUAUUGCAGUUGAAGGCUUUCGCUCCGACAGGGAUAUAUCAUUGUCAGCUACUAUUUCCCAGAGGCUUUUUACACACCAUACCAAGAGAGCUGUGAGGAGAGAGAGAACCUCUCCCUUCACCCUGAGAGUCUGUCUGUCUGUCUGUCUGCAGAGCAUCUUUCAUGCGUCUCCUUGUGUCUCAGUCUCACAUCAACAUGAACUGUGAACAGGACUUUGGAGAGGGGGGCAUGAACGUCACCCUUACGCUACGGCUCCUCAUGCACGGAAAGGAAGUUGGCAGCAUCAUCGGAAAGAAAGGAGAGACUGUGAAGAAAAUACGAGAAGAGAGCAGCGCCCGUAUCAACAUCUCAGAGGGCUCGUGUCCAGAGAGGAUCAUCACUAUUACAGGACCUACAGACUGUGUCUUCAGAGCCUUCACUAUGAUCACUCUCAAACUGGAAGAGGACCUCACAACUCUGGUAGCCAAUGGCACGGUCACCAGCAAGCCCCCCGUCACCCUACGUUUGGUCAUUCCUGCCAGCCAAUGCGGUUCUCUCAUCGGGAAGGGCGGCUCCAAGAUCAAGGAGAUCAGAGAGACCACGGGGGCACAAGUACAGGUAGCGGGAGACCUCCUUCCCAACUCCACUGAGAGAGGUGUGACGAUAUCCGGGACCCAAGACGCCAUCAUCCAAUGUGUCAAGCUCAUCUGCACUGUCAUUCUCGAGUCACCUCCGAAGGGGGCCACUGUUCCAUAUCGACCCAGCCCCUCCCCAGGAACAGUCAUGAUCUCCGGGAACCAGGUGUUCGAGGCGUCUGAGUACGGGUCACACCCCCUCUUCCAAUUGGCCCAGGGAGGGCUGGAUCUACAACAAACGUACGCCGUACAGAACCAAUAUGGCAUUCCACAUUCAGAGUUGGCCAAGCUUCACCAGUUGUCUAUGCAGCAGCAAGGCCUGGCCGCCCAGAUGAACCAACAGCAGACCAACUCUGUCAUACCUGGGUUUAGUUACCUCUCUUAUCUCCCAUCAGGAAUGGACUCCAAUUCACAGACCACAUCACAGGAGCUACUCAUUCCAAAUGAUCUCAUCGGCUCCAUCAUCGGGCGUCAGGGCACCAAGAUCAAUGAGAUCCGCCAGGUGUCAGGGGCUCAGAUAAAGAUCGGUAGCCAGCUAGACAGCACCAGUGAUAGAGCCGUCACCAUCACAGGGACACCCAUCUCUAUCAACCUGGCCCAAUACCUCAUCACCUCCUGUUUAGAGACCGCCAAAUCCACCGCCCAGUCUUCCUCCAUGUCGAACCCUGCUGACCUCACCAUGGCCUACAGCCAACCGCCCUCCCCAGCCCAGUCUUCAGCUGUGGCUGCUGCCACCCUGGCUGCCAUGGGCUGCCCUGGCAUGUCCCACCCCCACCCCCACGCUGCAGUCCCCAUGAUGGGCACCCACCCCUAUGGGGCCCUCCCCCUCUCCAGCCUCCUUGGAAUGCAAUCCAUGAAAUCCAUCCAAUCUGUACCCUUCCUGGCUUUAUCCAACCCUGCCGCCAAUGCAGCCGCCGCCGCUGGGGCCCAUGCCCAGGCCCAGAUCUCCUACACAGCGAAGAUCUCCUCGGCCAAUGGGAUCGGGAAGAAACCGGAGAGACAGAAGUUUGCGCCAUACUGAUGACGUCCUUCUCCAUCCCGCCAUCACUCCAUCCUUCUCUCCAGCUCUCACUUCCGUCCCUGAGACAAGAAAGAAGGGGGGGGGGAGAAUGGAAGGAAGGUCUGUUGUUUUGUUGUUGUUAUAUUCCUCCAUUCUCUUCUCUCUUCUAGUUGUGUAGUACAUUCUAGAGACUUUAGCCCUUACCUUCAAUACACUAAGAGGAACUUUGGAUUAGUUCGUAUAGAAAGCUAUAUUUAUGUUGUCAGGCCAAGGAAGCCUAUCAAGCCAUAGUCUGUAUCUCAAAUGGAACCCAUCUCAAAUGGAACCCAUCUCAGAUGGAACCCAACUCAAAUGGAACCCAUCUCAAAUGGAACCCAUCUCAGAUGGAACCCAACUCAAAUGGAACCCAUCUCAAAUGGAACCCAUCUCAGAUGGAACCCAUCUCAGAUGGAACCCAUCUCAAAUGGAACCCAACUCAAAUGGAACCCAUCUUAAAUGGAACCCAUCUCAGAUGGAACCCAUCUCAGAUGGAACCCAUCUCAAAUGGAACCCAUCUCAAAUGGAACCCAUCUCACCUUUAUAGUGCAGUUCUGUUGACCAGAGCUAAUGGUGCUCCAGGGUUCUAGCCCCCGCCAGGGUUCUGAUCAAAAGUAGUGUAUUGUAUAUGGAAAAGGGUUCUGUUUGAGAUGCAGCCACAGACUAUUCUUUCCUUCACUUUUAUCCUCCUCUCACCGUCCUUUCAUUCUACUCUACUGCUUUUAUUUAUUAUCGACUUCUACUGAAAUAUUCCCGCAAGGAGUUUAUACAUUUAAACACUGGUGACUGAUGCUCGACUGUAUGUUCCUGUAUCAGCUUUUAUACAACGAUGUGUGUUCCUUCCUUUAUACAACUCCAAGAUUUUUUUUUUUUGUAUUUGAAGAACGAUGUAAAAAAAAAAAAAAAAACGUUUUUAAAAAUGACUUCAGACCUCUCUUUUAGUGUUAUUUUUGUCUUUUUUUUUGUCACAUUUUAUUCGAAAUGUGUUGUUUAAUUUAUUUUAUUUAUUAUGACGAGUAUUACUUUUACAAUAAAAUGUUAGUUUUUUUUAGGAGGAAAAUGGCUCCAGGUACUACUACCAAAACUACUAAUACUUCUCUUCCUUCCUGUCCUGAGUUUUGACUAAAGAAGGCCUUUCUUCCUGUCUGUCUCCUACUAAAGCAAAGGUAUUUUUUAGCAACCGUAGGCUUCUGUUGAAUAGAGAGAAAGUGUUUUUCCACAUCUUAUAUGUCAAUAUAAUGAAUAAUUUAACACGCUAAAAGCAGGGUACAUGUAUUUCCAACUGUCCUACUGGGAUUUAAACACGUAAAGCCCUCUUGGGAUGAGGGAUGAGUGAUGAGAGAUGAGGAUGUUUUUCUCACCCUGGCUGUCAAACUAAUAUGACACUUACUAGCUAUUCUUGACUAAUUCUGCAUGUUAGCUCAGCCACACACACACACACACAAGCGCACACACACACACACACACACAGACACACACACACACACACACACACACACACACACACACACACACACACACACACACACACACACACACACAAACACUGAAACACACACACAUGUUUAAACACACACACAUAGGUUUAAACACACAUUGGGCUGGGUCUUUGUGUUGACAGACUCUAUAGACCUAAAUAACCACAAGCAGUGUGAAAGACAAGCAAUACUGAAGUGAAGGAGUGCAUCUGCUGUAGCCUACAGACCAAUAGAGACAGACAGGACAACAUAUAUACUACUACUACUACUACUACUACUACUACUACUACUACUACCACUGUAAUACAUUAUAACUCUAUCUCACUGGGGUGUUAUUGCAUUAGAGACGUUUUGUGUUGAGUUUUUAUAAAUAUGCCGUAAAAUAUGAACUCAGUUAUUUUUAUAAAAACACCGAAACGAUGUAAGUUGUAGGGUAUUUACUGUGUUCACUUACUAGUAAAUCGCUCAUUCAUAGUCUGUCUCAAAAGCUGCCUUCUUCCCGGUACUGUGCACUACUUUUCACUACACUCGCUUGACAUAUAGUGCACUGUAUUGGCAAGGGUGCCUUUUUUCGGGAUGCAGACACCCCACUGAACGUUGUUGUCAAAAACCUCCGUCCACCGUGUGUGUUUUCUGUUCUCUCCUAACGUCUCGCACUGUAGCCCAUUUGCAUGAGUUCAAUUUGAAUUGAUGUCUAUGCAAAACAUCUCUUGAUGGUUCAGCAAAAUAUGUUUGUUGUUCUGCGCAUCUCGUAGUAUCACUGAGACAGUAGUGACUGAUAGGAACGUUUUGGAGAGGAUUCAGGGGGAUUAGCUCGGGACGCAACAAUCUGGUAACUCCACCCGUUGGUUUUUCUAGAAAUCACGUUUUGAAGAUUCCCUGAAUCAGAAGGCAAUCAAUCAGGAAAUCUGCAAUCCUCCAACCAGGAUUUCUGGGAAACUUUGGGAAUUUUGGAGAAAGUUACAAGAAUUUUGCGUCCCUAGGAUCAGCAAUGCGGCAUUUGUUUUGGCUCAGUUUUUUUUUAAACCAUAAGGAUGACUAUAUAAAAGCAGUGCUCUCAUUCCAACUCUUUCUAAUGCGGAAGACACGUUUCAGUUGAAGGCAUUCAGUUGUACAACUGACUAGGUCUCCCCCCUUUCCCUUUUCCUUCAAUACACAAUAUGCACAUGACUAUAACCCAACCAAAAGGACACGAAACAAUACAAUAUUGCACUUAAACAUGAGCGUGUCUGUUAUCGUGGCAGAAUAGAUAUCAACACAUUCUACUGAUUAGAUACCGUCUCACUUCUUGCAAUGUCUUUUUUUUUUUGUUUGUUUCCUUAAAUCCUCACAGGAAAAGUUCUGUCGUUUGAAUCCACGUGAAGUUUUUCCUCUGUUGUUUCUUUCUAUACAUGCCAUUCUAAUAAACAAAUCAAUAUGCAUCUA
Molecule: messenger RNA, 4828 nt
Organism: Oncorhynchus mykiss (rainbow trout)
Lineage: Eukaryota; Metazoa; Chordata; Actinopteri; Salmoniformes; Salmonidae
Source: RefSeq, a predicted model, not a curated record